UGGUUUCACAUAGAGCAGCUGUUACUACACAGAGCCGUUGUUAACUGAGAAGAUGCUCCAAAAAACGCUGAAAAUGAGGUGGAUUUGUGCAGCUUCUCUAUUAGCAAAGGCUCUGUGUAGUAACAGCUGCUCUAUGUGAAAUCACGCACCUGAUGGAAUUAACCGCUGAUUAGAGAACCGGCUUUACUGACGAGAUGCGCAUAACGAUCGGCCGAUCGUGAUCGGAGCACCCCUACUCGUUACAAUUAUAAAAAUGUUACGAAUCAUUCCAUUACAAACCACUGCCAGAACUGUAGAUGGCAGGUUUGAUGAAGCUGGCACAUCAUUGAGCGAAACAAGCGAUUAAGAAGACUGCGCAUGCUGACUGAACUGCUGUGAAGAGAGAAAUGAACACCGAGCUGAGCCAGAUAGUGACUGCACAUGGGCUCAUAACAUUAACACAGAAUCAGUUCAGAAUCAAUCACCAAAAGAAUCAGUUCGGUUCAGACGCUCUGUGUUUCGGUUUGCUUCACGCUAAAUCACACAUGCGCAGUAUCAUCAGCUCCUCGGUUCAUGAAUCGGACACGUCUGACAGAAACGGUUCUUGACUCGUGAACGAGUCAUUAUCUGGCUCGGCUCGGUGUUCAUCUUCAGUUCUCUCUUCACAUCAGUUCAGUCAGUGUACUGUUUGAGUCAAUUAAUUACUCCGGGAUAUUGGUUUGUUUUAACUCAGAGGAAGUGUCAGACACAUUAAACAAGUUAACAGCUUAAUUCAUCUGUGGAUUAAUGCGUAUUGGAGAAGCGAACCAUUUAAAACGAUUCAGUUCGAUUUGGUGAACGGUUUCAAAAAGAUCCGGUUACAUCGAAUGAUUAUAUCACAAACUGCUUUGUUUUUAACUGUCUUACAACAGACACGGAAGAGAAGACAAUGCUGAACAAAGUCGUAGUUUUUGCUAUUUUUGGACCAAAAUGUAUUUUCGAUGCUUCAAAAAAUUCUAAAUGACCCUCUGAUGUCUUAUGGGUUUGAAACAACAUGAGGGUAAGUUAUUAAUGACAUCAUUUUGCAAAUUGGGCUAACUAACCCUAGUAACCGUUUUUUGUUUACAAGAAGUUACAGUCAAAUGAAUUGUGAUUGUCCUUUAGGUUAAUCAUUUGAAAUAGUAAAAACAAUAUGUUCAAACUUUUGACUACUUUCUUUAAUAACUACAUAACACAAUACUUCUACUUUUACUUUCUGUACUUGAGUAGUAAAUUUUAAAAUAGACUACUUGCAAUACUUAAGUACAAAAAAUGUUGAAUACUUUAGUACUUCUACUUAAGUGUGGUGCUUAAAGAGCACUUCAACUUCUACUCAAGUCACUUUUUUGAUAGAGCACUUGUACUUUUACUCAAGUAUGGGUCUCUAGUACUUUAUACAUCUCUGUACAUUUCUCACACCUGAUAAUGGUAAAAGAUUUAGGUAAGAACAGGUCGUUGCAACUAUUAUGAAAGAUAAAUGUAAUCAUUGCAUGUUUUGAGAGCAAUAAGGCUGACGUGAGCGAUUUCCAUCAUCACCUUACUCUGCACUAAAACAGGAAACAGGAAGUUCUUGCGCUUGUGGCUUUUACGUUGGUUGAUUCUUCACCUUGAUUCAUUUCCAGUUAAAUUCUUACGAAUGAGCUCUGAAUGUGUCACCAUGGCUGCGUUCAGCCACCUUAACUCCAACAAUGGAUGCCAAUAAUAACAAACAUGUAUUAGAAACUGUCCUCUAGUCUAGCAUGUCUAAGUAUCUAAAUGGUCUGUUUUUAGUGAAAAUAAUUUGGAGUGCUAGAAAAUGUUCAGUUUGAGCUGUGUUAAAUUUUGCGUUAGAUACCACUGCAUGUCACCACACAAUCCUUGUGUGUUUGCACUACUUGGUGAACAAAGUUAAUUCUGAUUCUGAUGAAUCUGUACAAAUAGAAGUUGAACAGACUGGAUUUGAUUAAAACAAUUAAAAUUGCUGGAUUUGAUUAAAACAAUUAAAUUUGCAUUUAUUUUUAAUACAUUAAUUUAUUAAUAUUUCAUUUUAAAAAAUUCAAUUAAAUUUAAUUAUUAUUAUUAUUUUUUUUAUUUUUUUUUUUUUUAAGGGAUUGUCCAACUUAAAGCCUUUAUUGAAGCCUUGAAUGCAAUGUUGCUUUGGAUAAAAGCAUUUUCCACAUGCAGAAAUAUUAAUGUAAUGAAAAGUAAUUAUUGAUACUUUGUAGGCCCAAAAUGUAAACUUAAAAUGUUUACAUUUUGGUCUGAUCCCUUUAAUCUCUUUUGACGAUAUCCUGUUUUCUAAAAAGGUCAAGAAAGUGAAGAUGAUGUGAUAUAAGAGUUGAGUUAAUUGCGAUACAUCCUCUUUCAUCUUCUCGUAUCAGUUGAAAAUAACUGAAAUAACAUCAGCUUCACUCAAACUCAUCCUGAGCCCGAUACACAUGCAGACAUAAAGAUACCUCACUUUCUUUUCUUUUUGAGUCAGUAAUAUAGUGCCGAGUUAUAGUAAAAUAAAUAUAAACUGAGGUUUUAGUCUUUAAACUUUGAGAUUAUUUGCUUUGCAGAGAUGAUGAGGAUGAUGUUAGAGAUAAUUUUGCUCCUGACUGAAUCUGUUCUGGUCUCUUCAUAUGCAUUAAACUCCACAGUUCAGUGUGAAAGAUUCGAUAAAGAGAGGACAAUGAAAGUGAGAGCUGGAGAAUCUUUAUAUCUGCCCUGUCCGAAUAGUUAUUGCUUUAGACAGACUGAAAACAGCUCGUAUGUUUGGUUUAGAAACCUCAGCAGAACAAAGCAGAUGGAGCAGAUCGGGACGGAGGAGAGCGAGCGCGUCCAUUUCCACCAGUCUGUUUUAUACAUCCUCUGGUUAAACCUGAACGACACGGGACGAUACAUCACACACUGGUAUGGAGAGGAUGAUUUUUGUGAGGAAUAUGAAACUGUUGUUGUGGUUUAUGAGGAGUUCAGCAUGGAUCUCUUGUACAAAACAGAGCCAGAACAGGUGAUUUCAGGAAUCUACUGUCCCGUCUGUGACGAAGAAGAACAGCAAGGCACUUUCGUCUGGUAUAAGAAUUUCUCUCUUAUUCCAAACCAAGAGUCAGCUCCUGUUUUACGGAUUAGGAACUCUUCAAAACAAAUCGAGGGCAUUUACACUUGUGUUUGCACGUGGGAGCAUCACGGGAUAAAACACAAGUCCUCCGGAUCUCGCAGAAUUGUCAUCAAAGAACAGACCAUCAACGUUUCUCCAAAGUUUUCGCUGCCCAUCAAUAACUCGGUUGUGUUCACUGAUGUGGGUUCAGAAGUGAUCCUUAAUUGCUCAGUCUACUUUGGACAGUCUGUGUGUUCACAGUGCUCUAUUCACUGGGAGAAGGAUGAUAUCCGUCUGCAUGAGGUGGAUGGAUAUGAGCAGAAAGACAGAAAGAUUGAUGGAACCCUUCAGUCACUUUUAAAAAUUACUAAAGUUUCUGAGUCGGACCUCCAUUCUGAGUUUCGAUGCAAAGCUCAGGACUCUUAUGAAGUGGUUUUCGUGUCCGUCACUCUGAAGAGUCGAGCAUCGGUGCUCUCUGUGAUUGUGGCGUGCAUUUGCACGUCUCUUGUUCUCCUGCUGCUCGCUGGAGGGUUGAAGUGGUUUGCAUUGGAUCUGGUGCUGUUCUCCAGGCAGAUUUUUGUCAAGCUCUACAGGAAAGAGGAUGGGAAACUGUAUGACGCUUAUGUGAUUUACCAGAGAAACAACUUGGAUGAGGCCACAAGCAAAACUGUGUGUGACUUUAUCAAUGGAUCUCUGCUGACAGUGCUGGAAAGCUACUACGGCUUUAAACUUUUCAUUCACGGCAGAGAUGAUCUGCCCGGGGAAGACUGCAUGAAUCUGAUUGAAACGGAGAUCCAGCUCAGCCGGAGACUCAUCAUCGUUUUAACACCAGGAGCAAGUUCAGAUAAAAGCAGCGACUCUCCUGAAGCGUAUGAUCUCCAGGUAGGUCUCCAUCAGGCUCUGGUCCAAGGAGAAACCGGCGUGAUUGUCAUCCAGCUGGGACAGAUGCAGGACUACACACAUCUGCCCCUCGGACUGCAACAUCUGCUCUGUAAGAAUUCACCUUUACUCUGGAAAGACGGCGAAUCCUCGCCCAACUCCAGGUUCUGGAAACGAGUGCGAUAUCAGAUGCCUGUUGUGUCGUCCUUUCAGAGGAGUUCGAGAAAGGAAUCGCUGAAGGCGUCGCUUCAAUGUCAGGGUUUAUUGGUUUGAUGCAAGAGAUGCAUCUCGGGUUCAUGAGAAGAACUUAAGAAAUUAAUUUUCAUUUGCAUUUAGUCAUUUAGCAGACGUUUUUAUCAAUGGAAGCAAUCAAAAGAUGAUAUGCAAGUUUUAUAAUAAUUUAGCUGAACGCAGUACACAUAGCAAGGCUUUUAAAAUGAUAUAAGCCAUAUAAUAAUAAAAAAACAACAAAAACGGUUUAAAUAAAAUAAAAAGACUGAAUAGGAAAAUAAUAGACUAGAGCAAGCUAGUGUUAAAAGCCUUUUUCUUUUGUUAAUUGUAUAAUAAAUAAAAAAGAAAACAAAUACAUAGAAUAUAAAAAAGAUUAGAGAAGUUAGUUUCGUUUUUCUUUUUU
This is a messenger RNA of Carassius gibelio (silver crucian carp), 4568 nucleotides long. RefSeq names its product interleukin 1 receptor-like 1 (gene il1rl1). The transcript has 10 exons. The record is from RefSeq and is a predicted model, not a curated record. Gene Ontology annotation, biological process: signal transduction. Lineage: Eukaryota; Metazoa; Chordata; Actinopteri; Cypriniformes; Cyprinidae. Gene Ontology annotation, molecular function: interleukin-1 receptor activity. The coding region runs from base 2540 to 4207 and encodes 555 amino acids.